This is a messenger RNA of Theobroma umbraticum, 665 nucleotides long. RefSeq names its product metallothionein 2B (gene MT2B). Lineage: Eukaryota; Viridiplantae; Streptophyta; Magnoliopsida; Malvales; Malvaceae. Gene Ontology annotation, molecular function: metal ion binding. The record is from RefSeq and is a predicted model, not a curated record.
UUCCCUGGAAACUCGUUCAAGUUGGUUGUUUUUCCCUCACAGAGCUGUUUGAUUAGCACCAAAAUCACUUCCAAUUUUCAAUCAGAAAAGAGAAGAAUGUCUUGCUGUGGAGGAAACUGUGGCUGCGGCACCGGCUGCAAGUGUGGCAGUGGCUGUGGAGGAUGCAAGAUGUACGCUGACAUUAGGUUUGCCGAGAAGACUACAACAGAGACUCUUGUUCUUGGCGUGGCACCCCAGAAAGCGCACUUUGAGGGAGCUGAGAUGGGAUCUGGGGCUGAGAGCGGCUGUGACAACGGAUGCAAGUGCGGAGACAACUGUACCUGCGACCCUUGCACUUGUAAAUGAGAGAAGACAAAGAUCCAUGGAAGCAGAGAGGCCUUUCUCUUUUAACAAAUAAUUAUUAGUAUGUCUUGCAGUUAUGUGUUUCUGCGUUUAUUAGAAUAAAGUUGCCAUGGCUUUUGUCUUAUCUGCAAAUCUUCAUCAGGAUUUGCCUCUGUGGCAGCCAUGGUUGCUUGGUGUGUACAAAUAUAGGGAAGUAAUACUAUUUAGCUUCUAUGUCUAAUGUGAGCAUCUCUGCUAUCUCGGAAUAUUAUGACUAUAUAUCCUUGUGUUGUACGAAAGUGAGUCAGUUUUCUAAUGAAUGAACCGAAGCUCCUUUCUCUUUA